Drosophila kikkawai is the source of this 2522-nucleotide messenger RNA. RefSeq names its product Kelch-like protein diablo (gene dbo). Gene Ontology annotation, molecular function: protein binding. NCBI's taxonomy places the organism in Eukaryota, Metazoa, Arthropoda, Insecta, Diptera, Drosophilidae. The record is from RefSeq and is a predicted model, not a curated record.
UUAGACGGUACAGGUAUGGUCACGCUGAAUACCUUCGUACCGUGUGUUUCGACUUUUCCAGGCCACAAAAAACCGAGUUUUCCCUGCAAAAAAGUGCAUUUGGCGCAAGGAAAAUCUUCGAUGUGGUCGCCCUAAGCCAGCAGCAAGAUUGCAUUUUCGAAAUUUUCCGCCUGCAGCUGGCCGUGGACGUGCUUUGUAUCCGUGGAGAACAGAGACGCAAAGAUAGACGCCGUGUGGGGUUGGGUUGCUUCCGGCCCGCUGCGCUUAGCAGCGAACAGAAUGGGCGACCUGCCGGGCUCCACCGGUGGCGCUGGCGGUGUGGGCGGCGGUGCCGGUGGCGGGAACGGGGGUCCCACCAUCACGGGCGGAACGGGCAUUAACUCCACAGCCGGCGGCGGCGGCUCCUCCGGCGGUUCCACAGGCCUUGACCGACCACCGUCGCCCGCCCGCCUCUCGCACACUUCCGAAAAGCACCCGAAGGUUACACUCACGGAACUCAACAUGCUGCGGCGUCAUCGGGAGCUCUGCGACGUCGUGCUUAACGUGGGCGGGCGAAAGAUAUUCGCCCAUCGAGUGAUAUUGUCAGCCUGCAGCUCCUACUUCUGUGCCAUGUUCACCGGGGAGCUGGAAGAGUCGCGCCAGACAGAGGUCACCAUACGUGACAUCGACGAGAAUGCCAUGGAGCUGCUCAUUGAUUUUUGCUACACCGCCCACAUUAUUGUCGAGGAAUCGAAUGUCCAAACACUCCUGCCAGCCGCCUGCCUGCUGCAAUUGGUGGAGAUACAGGACAUAUGCUGCGAGUUCCUCAAGCGGCAGCUGGACCCCACCAAUUGCCUGGGCAUUCGCGCCUUUGCCGACACACACUCCUGCCGCGAGCUUCUGCGGAUCGCCGACAAGUUCACGCAGCACAACUUCCAAGAGGUGAUGGAAAGCGAGGAGUUUCUGCUGCUGCCAGUUGGCCAGCUGGUGGACAUCAUCUGCAGCGACGAGCUAAACGUGCGUUCCGAGGAGCAGGUCUUCAAUGCGGUCAUGUCCUGGCUGAAGUAUAAUGUCGCUGAGAGGCGACAGCACCUGGCACAGGUCCUUCAACACGUCCGUCUGCCCCUACUCUCUCCGAAGUUCCUUGUCGGAACUGUGGGCUCCGAUCUCCUGGUGCGCAGCGAUGAGGCUUGCCGGGAUCUGGUGGAUGAGGCCAAGAACUACCUCCUGCUGCCGCAGGAGCGGCCGCUAAUGCAGGGCCCACGUACUCGACCCCGCAAACCGACGCGUCGCGGCGAAGUGCUGUUCGCCGUGGGCGGAUGGUGCUCCGGCGAUGCCAUCGCCUCUGUGGAGCGAUUUGAUCCUCAGACCAAUGACUGGAAAAUGGUUGCGCCCAUGAGCAAACGUCGCUGCGGCGUGGGUGUGGCCGUCCUUAAUGAUCUGCUGUACGCAGUGGGAGGCCACGAUGGGCAGAGUUACCUGAACAGCAUCGAGCGUUAUGAUCCGCAAACGAAUCAAUGGUCCUGCGAUGUGGCGCCAACCACUUCCUGCCGCACUAGCGUCGGUGUGGCAGUGCUCGAUGGCUUUCUGUAUGCGGUGGGCGGCCAGGAUGGCGUCCAAUGUCUGAAUCACGUGGAGCGUUACGAUCCCAAGGAGAACAAGUGGUCUAAGGUGGCACCGAUGACCACACGUCGAUUGGGUGUAGCCGUGGCCGUUCUGGGUGGCUUCCUCUAUGCCAUAGGUGGUUCCGAUGGCCAGUGUCCGCUAAACACCGUGGAGCGAUACGAUCCCAGACACAACAAAUGGGUGGCCGUUAGUCCGAUGUCGACGCGGCGCAAACACCUGGGCUGUGCCGUGUUCAACAAUUACAUUUAUGCCGUAGGCGGGCGAGACGAUUGCAUGGAGCUCUCGUCCGCCGAACGCUACAAUCCACUGACCAACACCUGGAGCCCCAUCGUGGCCAUGACCUCGCGCCGCAGCGGGGUGGGCCUGGCCGUUGUAAAUGGUCAGCUAUAUGCGGUGGGAGGCUUUGAUGGGUCAGCCUAUCUAAAGACCAUUGAAGUGUAUGACCCGGAGACGAACCAAUGGCGAUUGUGCGGCUGCAUGAACUAUCGCCGGCUGGGCGGCGGUGUGGGCGUCAUGCGGGCACCUCAGACUGAGAACUAUAUGUGGUGCGAAAGCAGUUUUAAGCAUCACUCUAUUCCCUCAACCUAAUCUCCAUCCACUAACCAUUCUGUUGUUGUUUUGUCUCCAUCUCUUCAUCCCAUAAAAAAAACAUGCUAACAAAUGCCCAGGAUACGCAAGGAUUCUGUUGUCUGAUGGGAGCAGCAGCCGACGACGUUGCCCUCGCAAACGUUGCCGCCGCCGCAUUUCUACUAACAAUAUAUAUCCGCAAAUCGAAGCCAAAUCUAAUCUCCCCUCUCCCCGGCGUUGUCUAGCAGUAUAUAAAAUCGGAAUGUAUUAAUUGUUAAUUGUUUAUUGACCGCGUUUGUUAGACAAAAAGAAAAUAGUAUUAAAGUCAGCAUUGCCCCCUCUUCUGUUCA